Messenger RNA from Chenopodium quinoa (quinoa), 2500 nucleotides. RefSeq lists its product as uncharacterized. The record is from RefSeq and is a predicted model, not a curated record. Lineage: Eukaryota; Viridiplantae; Streptophyta; Magnoliopsida; Caryophyllales; Amaranthaceae. Bases 348 to 2264 code for a protein of 638 amino acids. Gene Ontology annotation, molecular function: protein binding; DNA binding. The transcript has 9 exons.
AUGAUUCAUUGAGUCAGAAAACCGAUGAAUAGGACAAGUAUUGCAUUUAUUUAGGAACGGAGAAAUACAUAAACAUAAUUAUAAGAAUAAUCAGAAAACCUCCUCCCUCUCUCUCUUUUUCUCUCUCACUCUCUCAGUCUACCAUUGAAGCGCGCACUCCACGUUCUCCAUUGAAGCGACUUCUGGCAUUUCUCCAUUGAAGCAUUUUCGGAGAAGCCUUUUAAUGUUGCGGUGGAACUAUGAAUUGGACCUUUUCUCCGUUGGCUCAGGGUCGGGCCUGACCGAACCCAUGCAAGGAGCUUCAAUGAGUUCAGUCUAUCUAAUUCUUUGAAUGACGCUAGGGAGAAAUGGACGCCUACUAUGAACCAUCACCAUUUUUCUGGGUUGAAGAAAGUAAGGGGCAAGCUUCUACUCCAAGACCAAGAAAGAAGGUGAAAAGGAAGAAGGAAUACGUGGGUUGGGGUUCAAGUGAGUUGAUUGCAUUUCUUGAAUCAAUGGGCAAGGAUUGCACCAAAACGCUUUCCCAAUAUGAUGUCACCAAUAUAAUUAAUCUUUAUAUUAAUGAUAACAAGCUUGUUCACCCAGACAAUAAAAGGAGAGUUUUGUGUGAUGAAAAGCUGUUUUCUCUCUUUGAAAAGAAGACCAUCUUCCGAAAUAAGAUACAUGAUUUAUUGGAAUCACACUUCGCCGAGAAUCAAGAAGAUUCAGAUGACGAUAAUCUUGGCAGCUCUGAUGAAAUUGAUGAAAAUGGUUAUUCUGUCCCUAAAAAGCUGAAAAUUUUGAGCUCAGAUAAGACAACUCGGUCUAAGAAAAAGGCUCCAGAAGUCUCGAAAAGCUGCUUAGCAGCUAUCAAUUCUGAUAAUAUCAAGCUCUUGUAUCUGAGAAGGAGUUUGGUUCAAGAGCUGCUCAACAACCCAGAAACAUUUGAAACUAAAGUAGUUGGGAGUUUUGUUCGGGUAAAAUCUGACCCACAUGACAUUUUCCAAAAAAACUCUCAUCAGCUUCAACUUGUCACAGGUGUCAAGGAAGGUACUCCAGCUGGUGAAACAAAGCCCUCUAUGCUUCUGCAAAUUUUAGGCAUGACAGAUGUCAUUAGCAUAUCUGAACUUUCAGAUGACAUUUUUCCAGAGGAAGAAAUUGAGGAAUUGCGUAGUAGAGUUAAAGAUGGUUUACUGAAGCAGCCUACCAUUGGUGAACUUGAACAAAAAGUAGUUGUUCUGCACGAGGACAUAACUAAACAUUGGCUUGCAAGAGAACUUGUACUUCUCAAGAAUCUUAUAGAUCGUGCAAAUGAGAAGGGAUGGCGUCACAGAGUGAGAGAGUACUUGGACAGAAGGAAGCUACUUCAGUCACCUGAUGAACAAUCACGCCUGCUCAGUGAGAUUCCAAAGGUGAUGGCAGAAGAAGUUAAAACAGAAUUAGUUUCUGAACCUGCUCCUGAUGAUUCGCCUAAAGCUGCUGACUGGGACUGGGAACCUUUUAAUUUCUCAUCAACUAAAAAAGAUGUGACGAAGUCAGAAGUCUUAAUUAAUCAGAAUGGUCAAGCAGCAGCUGUGGCAGCUGAAAUCAGCACAAGAAGCAAUGGUGAUGCACAUACUUAUAGCCUUGAAGAAAGAAGCCAGCUUGGAACUGGCUCUUUGGCAUCAGUAAAUAACUUAUCUGCGCAAUCCUUAGAACCGAAGGAAAGAGAAGCUCCUAAAGUAGAAGCAGUUAAUGUCAAAGGCAAUGGUUACACAGAGUUCUUAAACUUAAAUCACCUAGGCAUCCCUAACAAUGGGACAAAGCAAGAAAGCAAUGGCCAUGUACAGCUCCCGAGCUCAAAAGAAUUGAAAACGAUUCAACCAGUGGUAAUUGAUUUGAGUGAUAGUGAUGAAGAGCAAGAAAAUCCUAGUGUUGGGACCCAAAUUCCAAGACCACGAGAAAAUCCUGGUGUUGGUGCCCGAAUUCCAAGACCACAAGAAAAUUCUGGUGUUGGUGCUCGAAUACCAAGACCACAAGAAAAUCCUGGUGUUGGUACCCAAAUUCCAAGACUUCAAGAAAAUCCUGGUGUUGGGACUGACAUUCCAAAACCUCAUGCGGAGCAGUCAUUGUGGCAUUACUUGGAUCCUCUGGGAAGAGUCCAGGGACCAUUCUCCUUGAUAUCCUUAAAGCGGUGGAGUGAUGCUAACUAUUUCCGACCUGAUUUUAGAGUUUGGGCAAGUGGUCAGGGCCCUCAGCAAGCGGUUCUGUUGACCCUUGUUCUUCGGCAUAUUUUCCCAAAUUGAUUCAGGAUUGUGUACAUAAAAUGCUGUCACAGAGCAAUUUUUUUCAACUGUAACUUUAUGUAAAGAUUGCACUAGUUUUUAGGUCUAGCCUUUCUGUAUGAACCUCAGUUUUAAUAGUGUUUUUGAGAUGAACAUUUUUUAGGCUGAUGGGUCUUCUUCAGUUCAUGUUACAUCUCAUAGUACUAGACUAUCAACUCUUGAUAUGAAAUAAAUGGUUGGUUCUUUUUUCUCUCACA